AUGGAGGAAACGAGGCAAGUGCUGAAGAGGCAAGUGGAAGUAACUUCAAAUUCAGACAGGAACAAAGAUGUGUUUGAGGAAUACCUAAGGAGACAGCAGAAGCAACACCAGAGCACACCACCUUCUGAAGAACAAAAAGGUUUGGAAAUUGCCAUUGACUUUAUAAUUGCAGAUUUAUUACGUGAUGCCAUCCAUGGGCUGUCCGCAGAGACGCCGCCGGUCUGCGGCCCCGUCGCGGCUACCUGCCGCCCGCCGUCGCAGCCGGGCAGCGCCGGGAUUUUCGCCGCCGCCGCGGCGUCCCUCCCCGACGUGGCUCCGCCGUGGUGUGGCGGCCCCCGCUGCUGCUGCUGCUGCUGCCGCCGCUACCCCGCGCCCGCCGCUCGCCCCGCCGACGCCGAGAGCGGCUCGGUCCCCGCCGCCCGUCCUGCGGCUGCCGCGGCCGGCCCUGGGGCCGGGUCCGCUCCGGCAGAGGCGGUGGCAGCCCCGGCGGCGGCGGCGGCCGCCGCGGCUCCUCCUCCUCCUCCGCCUCCUCCACGGCCGCCGCCGCCGCAGGGCCCUAAAGCCGCCCGGCUGAAGAGGAUGGUGCGGCUGGCCGCCGAACUGCUGCUGCUGCUGGGGCUGCUCCUGCUCACCUUGCACAUCACGGUGCUGCGCGGCGGCGCCGAGCCCCCCGCCUCCCCCGGCAACCAGAGCCAGCGGCAGAACACACUCGCUGCAGAUGACCAUUCUCCAGAAGACAGCUUCACCCUGAACCCGGAGGACAGAAGAGAAUACCCUGAUCUCCAGGCUGCCCACCGGCCGUUCCCUAAGCAGCGAUUCAGGCAGGAAAACGGGCAUACGUCCUUGCAAAGAGAUGGACCCAGAUCUUUCCUCCUUGAUCUUCCAAACUUCCCUGACCUAUCAAAAGCAGAUAUCAAUGGGCAGAAUCCCAACAUUCAGGUUACCAUUGAAGUGGUGGAUGGCCCUGACACUGAGACAGAGAAAGAUCUGCAGAAAGAAAGCAGCAAGCCUAGCUGGCCAGUCCCGUCACCUGACUGGAGAAACUGGUGGCAGAGGUCUUCCACCUUGACUCGCAUGAGCAGUGGUGACCAGGACUACAAGUAUGAUAGCACUACUGAGGACAGCAACUUCCUAAACCCUCUCGGUGGGUGGGAUAGUCAUGCACCCAGUCACCGGACAUUUGAGUCCAAGGAGCAGCCAGAGUAUGAUUAUAUUGAUGGUGAGGGAGACUGGAGCCCGUGGUCCCUUUGCAGCGUCACCUGUGGAAGCGGCAACCAGAAGCGGACAAGGUCCUGUGGGUACGCCUGCACUGCCACCGAGUCACGGACCUGCGACAGGCCCAACUGCCCAGGGAUUGAAGAUACCUUCCGAACAGCUGCCACAGAAGUGAGCUUACUUGCAGGAAGUGAAGACUUCAAUGCUACCAAACUGUUUGAAGUGGAUACCGAUAGCUGUGAAAGAUGGAUGAGCUGCAAAAGUGAGUUCUUGAAGAAAUACAUGCACAAAGUGGUCAACGAUCUUCCCAGCUGCCCGUGCUCCUACCCCAGAGAGGUUGCAUACAGCACUGCUGAGAUCUAUGAUCGAAUGAAGAGGAAAAACUUUCGCUGGAAAGAUGCGAGCGGUCCGAAGGAGAAACUGGAGAUCUACAAGCCAACCGCACGAUAUUGCAUCCGCUCCAUGCUCUCUUUGGAAAGCACAACGCUUGCAGCGCAGCACUGCUGCUAUGAUGAUAACAUGCAGCUGAUUACCAGAGGGAAAGGGGCAGGUACACCCAACCUGAUCAGCAUCGAAUUCUCAGCAGAACUCCAUUACAAAGUGGACAUUCUGCCUUGGAUUAUAUGCAAAGGUGACUGGAGCCGGUACAAUGAAGCACGGCCUCCGAACAAUGGGCAGAAGUGCACAGAAAACCCUUCAGAUGAAGACUACUACAAGCAAUUUCAAGAAGCAAGGGAAUACUGAGAAGCUUGUCUUCUUCUUCAGACACAAAGUAGCAUUCGUUUCCUGGAUGCCAAAGAACUGAUAAGGGCUGCUGCAUUGUCUCCUUGACAGGAGUUGAUCAGUUUCUUUCUAAUGAAUGUAUAUAGUUGUAAUAUAAUACAUAAGUAUUUUUCAUAGUGUGUGUAAUUUAUAAACACAUAUCUCUCUAUCUCACACACACCUAUUUUUACAUACAGCCAUACAUAAAACUUGUCCUGGUAGGAUUUUAUACCGCAAUAAUGUUCAUUUAAUGAUGUGCAUUUCAUUUUAUUCCCCAACUGUAACAUAAG
Messenger RNA from Apus apus (common swift), 2267 nucleotides. RefSeq names its product isthmin 1 (gene ISM1). The record is from RefSeq and is a predicted model, not a curated record. NCBI's taxonomy places the organism in Eukaryota, Metazoa, Chordata, Aves, Apodiformes, Apodidae. The transcript is spliced from 8 exons. The coding region runs from base 1 to 1959 and encodes 652 amino acids. Gene Ontology annotation, biological process: negative regulation of angiogenesis.